AUGCACCUUGAGCGUCGCGCCGUUUUUCCACAGCAAGGUGAGGCGGAACGCACGGUCCCAACAGUGCUCGAGUACCCGCCCCUUACGCUCCGCUCAGCCGGGGUUGGUGCGGUACUUCGCAAGGACAAUCCAGGUACGGGAGGCCGUAGUCCGACUCCGGGCGGCGAGUGUUCGUCAGGCGACGCACGCAAUGGUCGUGGCAUGCAUGCGAGGGCAGCGUUCAGUAGUGCCCGCGGCAGCGAAAAUGGAAGCGAGCUACAGGAUCUCCGUUUGCAGAUGUGGGGAGAACAGACCUGCGGCAGGGCAGGGACGCUAACGGGCCCAGGGUACCUCGUUCAUAUUUUCGUGUACCUCUUUGUACCGUUUGGCAGACAGUUCCCAGGCUUGAUUCGCUAUGAUCGAAGAUUUCCCCUACCAAGGAAGGGUCACGUUGUUAGGAACGGAUGCAUCUUGCUCCUUUGGCCUGGCUUGCGACCCGUUUGGGAAAGCGUUCUGUUGUUUAGCCUAAAGCCCGGUCUUGGAGAUUUCGAGCUUUCUCCAGAUCUAGAAAUCCCCUCCAAAUCGUAUGCAGCAGGAGAAAGUGUUGAGGUUGUGUUGCAUCCUGCCAGGUGGUAUGACUGCGCGAUUGGUGGCACAGAGUGA
Molecule: messenger RNA, 642 nt
Organism: Paraphaeosphaeria sporulosa
Lineage: Eukaryota; Fungi; Ascomycota; Dothideomycetes; Pleosporales; Didymosphaeriaceae
Exons: 5
Coding region: 1-642 (213 amino acids)
Source: RefSeq, a predicted model, not a curated record